UUCUUACGGCGGAAAAGAAAGAACGAAGCAGCGAACGCCAAUGGACUAUUCGAAAGAGGCGAUAUGUAGAGACGUUCCGAAUCUUCUCUCCUCUUUCGUUGACUCGUUCGUCGACUUCUCCGUCAGCGGCGGUCUCUUCUUACCGCCGGCCAUUCCUGCUCCGGAUUCCGCUUCUCAAACCGCGCCUUCCCUUCGUAACCAUAAGCCCGAGCCGUCAUCGUCUUCGCAGCUUCAUACAUGGUUACCCUCUCCGGAGCGGCUAAUUGCGGUGGGAGACCUUCAUGGCGACCUUUCAAAGUCGAAGGAAGCACUGAGACUUGCUGGAUUGAUCGAUGGCUCUGGAAAGUGGAUUGGAGGAUCCACCACCAUGGUUCAGAUCGGUGAUGUGCUCGACCGCGGCGGUGAUGAGCUUAAGAUCCUGUAUUUUCUUGAGAAACUUAAGCGAGAAGCAGCCAAGGAUGGUGGUAUGAUCAUCUCUAUGAAUGGAAACCACGAAAUCAUGAACGUCGAGGGUGAUUUUAGGUACGUGACUAGGGAAGGGUUGGAGGAAUUUAGGGUUUGGGGGGACUGGUUUUCCAUUGGGAAUAAGAUGAAGGCUCUUUGCGUUGGUUUAGAAAUUCCCAAAGAUCCAUUUCAAGGAAUUCCUACGGCAUUCCGUGGUGUUAAGGAAGAGUUUCAUUCCGGAUUUCGUGCUAGAAUUGCCGCUUUGCACCCCAACGGUCCCAUUUCAGGCCGAUUCCUGUCGCAAAAUACGACCGUACUUGUCGUCGGAGAGUCGGUGUUCGUUCACGGUGGGCUUCUGCCGGGACACGUGGAAUAUGGGUUGGAACGGAUUAACGAAGAGGUGAGAGAUUGGAUUAAAGGGUUGUCAGGCAAAUUCGCACCGGACUAUUGUCGUCGGAGCAAUGCCGUUGUUUGGCUGAGGAAAUUUUCCGAUGAAUCGGCGACGAAAUGCGAUUGUUCAUUGUUAAGGCAUGUGCUCGAUACGAUCCCGGGGGCAAAGAGAAUGAUAAUGGGUCACACAAUUCAGACGGCGGGGAUCAAUGGCGUCUGUAAUAACCAAGCUAUUCGAAUUGAUGUUGGCAUGUCAAAGGGCUGCACCAAUGGCUUUCCCGAAGUUUUGGAGUUUAAUGGGAACUCUCCCCCGCGUAUAUUGACAUCAAAUCCGCAUUUGAAAAAGCCUAUGAACUCUCUGAAUAUUGAUAGCAAGGAGGGGCUUGGGCAGUUGCUUCAUGAACAAGGACCUAAACAAGUGGAGGUUAAGGCUUAGGAACAUGAGACUGCACCUGUCCAUCAAACAAUAAAAACUUCACAGAUAAUUGGUUUCGAGUCUGUUCUCUAUCCGACAUGAACUGAUUCGAGUUCAUUUGUGUAAGUUAGAUUAUUCAAUGGGCUCUGCAGUCUUCACAUUGAUAAGUUAUUGAUCAUUCAUUGGUAAAUAUGAUUAAAUUGUGAUAUGUUGUUGUAGACUUCUAAUGAGGCCUUUGGAUUCGAUUAUUGGCUCGCCAUUGUGUACUGUAACAUUUCCUUGUCGCUGACAUUAAGGAGUAGCAUAUGAAUGUUAUUUUUGAAAUUA
Molecule: messenger RNA, 1576 nt
Organism: Cucurbita pepo subsp. pepo (vegetable marrow)
Lineage: Eukaryota; Viridiplantae; Streptophyta; Magnoliopsida; Cucurbitales; Cucurbitaceae
Gene: SLP2
Product: Calcineurin-like metallo-phosphoesterase superfamily protein
Molecular function (GO): hydrolase activity
Source: RefSeq, a predicted model, not a curated record